AUGAGACGUCUGGAAGAUGAACUCGAGCACGAGUCAGAACGCGAGCCGAAGCGCAUUAAAUCUUCUUCCCCCGAGGACGCGUGGGCGUCAGUGUCGAGGGCCAGAGGAAUCAUCGGAAACAAUGUGGUUCACUCAGGUGAUGACGGUGACAUAGAACUUGUUCAUGAUGACAAGGACGCAAAAGACACACACUGCUCCGAUUCUGUAGAAAAUGGCGGAGAACUUGGGUUUGAAUGGGAAGAGCAUUGCACAAUCUGUCUUCAACCCUUUCUAGACAGGGCGAUUAUCCCUACCUGUGCUCACGAGUUUUGUUUCGAAUGCAUUUUGCUAUGGGCUGAACAAUCCCGUAAAUGCCCACUCUGUAACCGUCCAUUCGACUCCUCGUCCAGCACAGACACCGGAGGAUCCUAUCUCAUACACCAUAUCCGCUCGAAAUACGACUAUCAAAAAUAUUACCUUCCACCUCGACCCUCAUCUCCCGCUCCCUCCGGUCCAGCUGUAGAGGCUGGCUUAGACCUAGGUGAAAGGAGCCAGCUUCAGAGAACUAUCAGGAGACGCAGAGAACGACAAUGGGGAAGUAGGAGGGCCCCUCAGGAGCAGGAACAAGAACGCGCAGAAGAACAAUUAGAACAGGCGAUUGCGAGGAGGAGGUGGGUGUAUGAGUGGGGAUUGUAUGCUAAGCACGUCGCUUCCAAUCGACACACUCGAUACCGACCAUUCCCGACACCCUCACAGUUCGCCUCGUCUCCAGGUUUAAUCAGUAGAAUGAUGAUGUGGCUGAGACGCGAACUCAGGGUGUGGCCUAACCUGGAUGUUGAGUUCCUCACAAUGUUCACAAUCUCCCUUAUGAAAUCCGUUGACAUCCGGUCCGAAUCAGCUAUCAAACUUCUCGCUGAGUUUCUGGACAUGGACGAGCUAUACGUGGAGGGUGCCCGUCAUCCCAACGCCGAGCACUUCGCACAUGAGAUAUAUUGCUACCUCCGAAGUCCGUACCGGGAUCUGGUGAUAUAUGACCAGAUAGUGCAGGUAUAUACCCGUAUUUUGCUCGCGCUCGUGCGACUAGUGAUCCUUACAACAAAUUUAGUACGACACCCCGCCCAAUCUGCCUUCGCCCCACCGCAUUGA
Molecule: messenger RNA, 1125 nt
Organism: Pisolithus orientalis
Lineage: Eukaryota; Fungi; Basidiomycota; Agaricomycetes; Boletales; Pisolithaceae
Exons: 5
Coding region: 1-1125 (374 amino acids)
Biological process (GO): protein polyubiquitination; protein monoubiquitination
Molecular function (GO): ubiquitin protein ligase activity
Source: RefSeq, a predicted model, not a curated record